AGGAGUUUCUAAUUCACUUGCCGUGAAUGCUCUGUGGCACAUGUUGUGUCUGCAUCGGGGGGUUAAAGUGUCAUUCAAGAAGAACCCGGUGUUUUGAAGAGACCUGUGUUAACAGAGGCAAAACAGCAAGCGUGAGGGGAGGGGAAAGGAUAGCUGUAGCAGCAGAAUGUGGGUGUAUCUCUGAGCCAGGUGCCUGCAUUGUCUUUGGUGUGGUCUGGGUCACAAAAUGUGUCCUUGCAAAAGCCGUAGGGAUGCGAGCAGGAGCAGAGGUACCCCAGCGUCAGACAGGAUGGUCUCGGCGCAGCCAGCCCAUGGCUGCGACUUUAUAUCGACAAAGAGUUAUGAGCUGCAGAUGAUCCAGCAAAAGUGUAAGCUUGUGUACGCAGGGCAGUCUGAGUGUAUUUGGAGAGGAAAAUCUCCUCAUUUAGGGGAAAUCUGAUGUGUUAUUUCCUUGUGGCUGGACCCUGAUGUAAGUGGGACUGCAGAAAAGGGAAAAACUGACCUUUUAAUGUCUUGAUGUUGCAGCAGGUGACUGCCCGAUGGGUUCACUGCAGUGCCCUGCCACGCGUCGUAUCAAAACUCAACGGUCUCCUCGUGGGAGGCAACCAUGAAGGGAACGUUGCAUCUUACUCAGAGCAGAAUUUGGAAGCUGUUUUGUCAUUAUUGAUUGUGGCUUGGGGCUUCGACAGGUUCUGGCUGACAUGAAGGAAAGCUGUAAGGUGCUUAAAACAGAAAAGUACAGAACGAGAACACCCAAAUGCUGUGUUUGGGUUCCUAAAAUGGCCUGUCAGAAUCUGAUUUCAUCAUUCUGUGAAAAAUAUAAGCGUGUCAAGCAUCAAAUCUCAGUUAUGAUAUAUUGCUAGAAAUUUUCCAGGAGGAAGUGGCGCCUGGUGAGAUUACAAAUGCUAUGGUUUGGUGUUUUAGGGGUGGAAAAUGAGUUAAAGCUUCCAUCACACUGAUACAUGAAAGGUUUCUGUCACCAGCCUUCGUACAUCUGACUGUAUGCGGUUCUCUCUGCUUGUCAGGCAGUUCUAGCUGACUGCUAAUGAUAGUUUGUCUCUUGGAUUUGGCUGUGGCUUGGCGCUCACCGCUUGCUGCACAAGUUUCGCUGGUUUGCUUCAGAUCAGAUCUGUGAAUCCGUGCUGUCGCUUUGGGAAAGGAGGAAGGUCAGUGCCCCAUGAAGGUGAGUAAAGCUGAGGACUCUGUGUGUUUGUCCUGAAUGCAGUGUUGCUGCUGUGGGACAGGAAAGGGUAUUCAUUCCUCCUUGGCUCUGAUGGGGGACUGCUCCUAGCUCAUCCUGUUGCUGCGGGUAAGUAGUCUUUAAAGCUCAAGGAGUGAUGGAAGCGCGCGCAGCAGCAAACGAAAUUGUAUAAGAUGCAGAUCCUAGCGUCACUGCAGCGCUCCCUGGGCUCUGUGGGCUCAGUUCGGCUCUGUUGCGUGCGGUCUCUAGUUAUUUCCUUUUCUAUAAAGUCUUUCUCCCAUGUUUUCUCAUGGUGAGAGGCCUCCCAUCCCCAAGCAGAGAGCCGGUGCUAGCUAUGAGAUCUGGUUUGUGCAGCCUGGGUUAAUAAUGCAGCAGCGCAGGAUCCUGUCGCCACCUGUUUCCUUGCAAGGUGCCUGGGUGCAUUAAACUUCCCAGUGAAUUGUGUCCUCUACCAGCAGGAGACAAAAUGCCGGCUUCUAGAGGACAGUAAAAUCAUCUGAAACGCACACUAUCAUUUAUUGCUUGUCUUCAAUUAAACUGAUUACCAGACUUCUUUGUUGUUCGGAGCUCAGACCGUUUCGCAUGUUGCCAGCAUGUACUUUGGCAACUGCGGGCGAUGGGAUUUCCUGCAUUGUUUGAGUCUUUGCCAUUGACCUUUGUGGUCCUUGUUCUGGCACUGCCUCUGCUCUGGCAGGGGUGCAAAGGGCAUUAUUCAAACCCUGAAAGAAAAGAGAAAGAAUUGCUUUAAAGGCAUUGAGGGCUCUUUGUAAUUGGUGUCUCCUAGGGUCAUUGCUGCAAAAGAAGGGGAAUUGCUGGGGCUGUCAGGAUAAUUACCACUUUUUUUUAUUGUUCUCAUCCCGGUCUAGAUGACAGUGGUGUGAUUUAAAGUGAGUCAUAAAAAUACGCCUUCCAUACAGCAUUAAGAUGGUGGCCCUCAUGGACUGAGGCGGGGACAAGCCUGGUUUUGGUUCUUCUCGGCAAGUCUCGUAGGUGCUGGAAGUUCUCGGCUGUGCCCUGGGGGUUUCCUGGCUCUGCACUGGGGCUGUGGAGGGCUCUGUUGAGGAUGCUGGUGGGGUUGUACUGGAGCCCUGUCGCAGCCCGUGCUGUGGACACUGGUUACUGCAGCGUUCGAGAAGAUCCACCUCUCCCUGCGGCUGGAGACGGGCAUGCUGGAGACACACGAGCCUUGUCGCAAGGGAGGCUGUGUAAGCCAUUCCUGCUGCCGUCCCCUUUUGCUGCGGCGGCAGUUGCUCUGCUCCAGUGAACCAUUUACUCAGCCGGCGCCUGGAGCCUCGUACCUUCAACCUGCUGAAGGUCGGGUGCUCGGCUGGCUCCAGUAGCAGAGCAGUGCUCGGAUCGCCAGCGCGAUGGCCAGGUCGGGGGGGGGAAGGCUGAAUGCAUGGCUCUUCCUUGUCUUCCCCUUUCCAUCUGGAGCCUUUCUACCCUUGUCAGGUGCCUGUAGUUGGUCUGGAAACAGACCUCGUGAAGGUCUCAUGGAAACGGCCUCGUGGAGGUGUCUCUGGUGUUGCUGGUAGACUGAUGUGAAGGGCAAAUGAGGUCUUUUGCAGUUAGAUCUUUGGAAUAAGAUACAACUUCUACAUUAUUGAUUUAAUCACAUUUGCAUGGUAUUGUGCGGCUCGAAUUAAAUUGUCUGGAGCGAGAUCUUGUACUCGAUGUGCUGUUGUAGAGUAAAUGCCGGAGUGCUGGUGUUGGAGGGAGUCAGAGCUUCGUAACUCCAGCCUUAUAAGUCCAGCAGGCGCUGAAGUUAACUAGGGGGUUGACAGCAGCGUGCCUGGCUGUCCGGCUCGCCCCCUGCCUUGCUGUAGGUCUGUCCCCUCUGUGACUUGUACCCUGAAGAGAAGAAGCCUCCACAGCUCUUCCUGCGGUGGGACAGGGACAACCCAGGGAGGUGAGACCCCCAGUUGAGCCGCAGCUGCCUGAAGGAGCCUGGCCUCCCAAGGGUGACUCUCAUCUUGUGUUUCUGUGAACCUGUAAAUGAACUUGGGCGUGACACCGGAGACGUAACAAGCCCUGUUGUCGUUGGAGUUGAAAGCCCCAGCUUGCUGCGUUGUGUGCUGGUGCUGAGUUUAAGCUAUUUUCUGCUGGGGAAGUAAAUUGCUCCAGCGGACAAUCCAGGCACAUGACUGCCGGGGCACGGUCAUGGAAAAUUGGCUCGGUUGUCAUGUUUAUUUGCUCUGAUAUAACUUUUUAUGACACUGUCAUGCAGCUUUUUCCAAGGCUACUGGAAUGUGUUAUUCUUUAUUUCUUCCCUUCUGCUAUUUUUUUUAAGAAGCAUUAUCAGAGAAACUAUAUAUAACAUUAACUUUUUGUUGUGGUAAUGAGUUACAGGCUUCUGUAACCGACUAGGAUUUUUUCUUUUUUUCCCUUUUUACAACAAAUUAGCACAAACCCCCUCUGUUAUUGUAGCUGUAGCUCAAGAUUGUGAUUUAUAGCAGUUGUUAGCUCUUCUUCCAUUCUGCUGAAGUCGAAUUUGCCUGAUUUUAGUCUCAACUUGUGCUGUCUUUUUCCUCUGGGGAGGGGAGUAAUCACUCUCUUGCCUUCUGUAGGGCUGAGUUGCUAAACUUACCAGGUGGUUUCUCAUCUGAGAAGGUGUAGAAUAACUUUGGUUUGUUCCCGUACAGAAUAUGCUGGUGUUUGUUUCUCUGUCGCCCUCCUGGCUGAGCUCAAGUGCUCAUUACAGUAGGGAACAGCCUUAUGUUGGGAUAUAAAGGUCACGAGUGUUUCCUUUCACCUCUCCAGCCAGGAGUCAGACUGACAUACGCGAGAGGUGGCAAGAAGUCUUUGCAGCAAAAAAGAAGCUUUUGGCGUAUUUUUUUGCGAGGGAAACCUACAGCCCAGUCAGUCCAUUCAGUGUAGAUCCCAUAGCCGCCUUUAUCUGUGUCUAGCAGAGCUGAUUUCCUCCUCUGAAGAAGAAAUAGUGCUAUUCCUGCAUCCCAGGGUCUCUCCCCGGUGCUCCAUGUGGGAGACCUCCAGUACCAACGGCGCGUUGUAUCCAGCUGUGUGACAAUACACUGAUUUGCUCACCUGCCAUUAAACAUUUCCAGCCUGAAUAUCAGGUAGUAACAGAAUAUUUUGUCAUUUUUUUAUGUACUCCAAAAUCUAUUUUAACUGCUUUUUACAUUGUUGCAGGUGAAAGGGGAGAAGGGGGUCUGAAUACUGAUGAAUGAGCUGCAAUGGAUAACAAAGACUCGGAAGCUGAGAUCCACCCACUGAAGACUGAGGAUGUAAAAGCUCAAGAGAACCAUGAAAACUCUGUGGAGAGAAGAAUUGUCAGCAAGCAGUCGUCGCGACUGUCUCGGCUGUCCCGGUGGCGCACUGCCGCCUUCUUCAUCUCGUUAUUUCUGUGUCUGAUAAUUGUGUUUGCUUUCUCCUUUAUCAUUCCUUGCCCAGAGAGGCCAGUUUCAGAAAGAACGUGGUUCCGAAACUACGACAACGCAGUGGCCUUCCCGUUUCUCGCUAUUGAAGAUGUGAAUGAAGACAAAGUGCAAGAUGUCGUCUUUGCUUUCAAAGCUAGCAACGGCAGCGUCAGCUUCAACAGAUCCUGUUUGGAUGAAGGUCUGCCUUCUCCAUGUGCCUUCGUCGCUGCCGUGUCUGGCACGAACGGCAGAGCGCUCUGGGAGAGGCCUGCUGCUGAGGAGGUGGAGUGGAUGCAGUGUGGCAUCGAGCAGCUCGGCGGGGCUGAGGCCCCGGGUUGCCUGGUGGUGGGGAAGCCCGUGUCCCUUACGGCGGUUGAUCUGCGGACGGGGGAGGUUCGGUGGAGACAGUCCAGUGACUUUGGGGCUAAUUAUACUGUGCUGCCUCCCGUGUCAGUGAUUCCAGACCUGGAUAGUGACGGAGUUCAGGACCUGAUAAUCUUUAUUGCUACAGGAGAUAAGAUUAAGACCUUCAUCCAUUCAGGAAAAAAUGGCAAUCAGAUUGGCUCCACUGAAAGCCUGAGCGUGGAUGGGAAAGCUCGUUAUGUCAGGCUGAACCUGGACUCCUCCUCCUACUUCCUUUUCUAUACAGAAAACUCUCUCUACGCGUAUUCCCUGAAAGAUCUCUACAGUGCAGCAACUGGGAUGGAAAUUAAGCUUCCCAAACUUGAGCGAGAUCCUCAGUGGGAGAAGAACAUUGACCACCUUACGCACCGCUUAUCCCUUCUCAGCUCUGGAGACAUUCGUUACCUGGCAAAAAUUCCUGGGCAGUCACGGGAGAACAUCUUGGUUGUAAACUCAGAGAUGGCUACGCUGAUCAAUGCACAAAAUCUUCAGACUUUGUGGACCCUCAAUGUGUCCCGUGUUGUGAGUGAGCCGCUGCUUGGUUACUACAAACCUGAUGUUCUUGGCAUUGUCCUUGAGAGUGAAAUUGGACCCAACAGAAAGAAGGUUAUGAUCGUUGAGAGCGGGUCUGGAGCAGUCCAGUGGGACCUGAAGCUGAACUCACAAGCGGAGAGCCCUGGGCCAGCCACGCUUUCUACUGCUGAUCACCGCUCCGCCUUCCUCAUCUGGGGUGAAUACCAGGCGGCAGGAAACGAAACGAGAUCCAGAGCUCCUCUCCAGAAGCUGUAUCUUUUCCAUCCUUCCUACACUAACGUCCUGUUGGAGCUCCGCAAUAGCACAGACCAAAUAAUUGCAUUCAAUGCCGCACUGUUCGAGCGGAGCCGUCAUGCCUGCUACGUGCUGUUGAGGGGGCCUCAACCCAGCGAGGAGCCAGGGCCGGUGUCUCUGAUGAAGCGUAAGCUGAAGGAGGAUGUCUCUGAGGGCAGGGUGAUCUGGCUGAGCCAGGUGGCAGUGGACAGCGAGCAGUACGUGCGGGACCGCCUCUACAGGAUGCGAUUCCACAGCCGAGCGUGAGCUUGCCGAGGGAGGGGGAGAGGCUGCCCUGGCCCAGGCGUCUCCGAGCUGCCUCUCCUCCGCAGCCGUGCUCUUAGCAAACCCAGAUCACGAAUUCAAACGGGAAGCUGCCUUUCUCGAUCUGCAAACCAAAGCGUGGCUGGCGGGGAAGCCACCCCCAGUGUCUGGGGACGCCCAGGCUGUGGGGGCAGCUGCCGAUACGUCUGUCCUCAGAGCUGAUGGGACUUCAGUGCCUGACCACCACUGAAGUGGCGUCAGCUCGGGGAAGAGGGCUUUCCCCUCGAUCCUUCUGUGCCCGCAGAACUGCGCUGACUCAGCCCGUGUCUGGAGGAAAACACAUGCUUGCUGGGGACGCCGGGGUUGAUUAUUUCUUGGGUGCUUGCGUGAGAAGUGGAGCUUCGAUGUGUGGUGUUGGGUUUCCUUUCUGAGUCAGCUCUCCUGGCUGCGGGAGAGGUGCUUGGCUGCAAGUUGAUUUGCAAUCGCCCUCUCCUGGAUUUUGGGCCCCUGCUUGGGUAGUCGUGGGGUGUGUGUAGUGACAGACGCCAGCCAUGGCUGACGGUGUGGCUAGGUGUCACCCAGGCCAGCAAAGCGCAGGUUAAAGUGUCAUUCUACUUAGAAAAUGGCCUUUUCUCCCAAAACAGCUCCAUUUGCCCCCUCUCCUGUCACCUGUGUCUGUCUCCUCUGCUGCUUCCUUUCCAGCCAGGCUGCGCGGUGUUGGUGACACAGAAAGGGAGCUGGUCUCCCCCCUGGUUGAUGCAUCAACGUUCCUCCCUGUCCCCGAUCCGAUGAUAGGUGAUAGGGAAACCACACUAAGUCCAGGCUGGCUGGUCCCUGCCGGUACGGACACCACCUCUCCUACUGGUUUUGAGGUGCCAGGGGAUCUAGGACAUUUUUUCAGAGUAGAAUUGCACUUGAACCUUGUCUGGGAGCUGGGCUUGCUGCUUUGGGGAGCCCUGUGUGUGACUGGCAAUGCCAACUUUCCUGCAAAUACUCUUUUCAGCCUUGCAGCUGCUGAGGAGCCUUCUCCAAGCCCUGUCCCCUCUGCCAGGAGGUGGGCAGGCUGUAGGACAGGCACGAGCCGCUCAGGGUGACAAUAUGAGCUGUUUCUGCCGCACAGCUCUGGAGAGAGCUCUAGCCUCCCUCCCUGCCCUCGGAAUUGAUGCUGGGUGAGGAUCUUCGGGUGCUGUUCUCUCUCUCCAGCCUGGUAGCCCGAGGGAACGGGACAGGUUGCUGUGUGAAGAUGAUGUCUCCCCUGGAGACUUCUGUAGCAUGAUGUGUACGCCCCGUUCCUCGGUGGGCACCAGCACGGAGCAUAGAAACGAGGUGCAAAGCCUGGAAAACGAUUUAAAUUGGCUGCUCAGUCCGUCCUGAGAGCCACAGUGCCCACACCAGCCACACGGAAACGGGAGCCCUGUCCGGAUGCUGCUGGGUGUCCCUCUGACCGGUGAGAGGAAGGUGGACAAGAAAACACACGCCCUAAAAAUAACCUCUCUCCGGUUUUGCGGUGCCGGAGGGCAUUUGGCUAUUGCCUCCCUCCCUCGCUUAGUCUCAGAUCGGGGGUGUGUGUGUGUGUAGAAAUACUGUGGGAUGAGAAACUUUUGCCAGGUUGUGUAGGGUCGAGCAUCUUGUGGUGAGUGCUGAGCUUUAACCUGCUGCAGGGCAAAUCCUGGCUCCGGCAGCCGCUUUCACCCAGGCUCAUGGCGGGAGCUUCAGCUCUCCUGGUCUUGCAGAAAAAAUGAGCUGGAGCAUCACUCGUCUGCCUGGAUGCUGGCCCGGUAGUUGCCUAAAGGGUGCCCUGGCUCCCUCUGCCCCAUGACCUGUAGCUCGGGCGGUCAGGGGGGCUGUGUCAGAUGAGUGCUGCUGGUGGAGGCCAGUCCUGAGGUGUCCGGGCAGUGCAGGAAGCUGGGGAUGCUCCCGGGAGAGCACCCCACACCCUGCAAAGCACCCCGGACUCAAAAUGGUGGGUUUCCUCUUCUGUUCCUCUCUUUCCAGGCUGUUUUCUGAGUGAGUCUGGGGGUGCAGGGAGACUCUCCUCGCUUAAGUCACCGAUAAAAGACCUCGAGCCCGGCAGCCUUUGCCAGUGCCGCAGCACCGGGGUGGCAAGGGCUGGGGCAGAGCCGGCAGCGGGAGCCCCAGGCUCCCGUGCUCGUCCCGUCUGUGUGUUGGAUGCGGAUUGUAUCCCACUGAAAUUCCUUGGGCAGGGAGCAAGGUGCCCGGGCUGUAUUCUCACCGCCAUCACAGCAUCUCAGCUCUCACUCAGUCCCUACCCAGACCCGACCUUUCCCAUAGGCACACUGAAUGUUCCUCCAGGAGAGCUGGAUUUUCAGCUUUGACGGGGGCUUUUCUGGCUUUAAGUUGUCCAUUAACGUUUCCAGAUACUUUGGGAACGCAGAUUUCCCUCUGGCAGCUCAAUUAAAUGCAUCAGUGCCAAACCAGCACCUUCUUAACAAAACAAGUCCUUUUUCCCAGCUUAUUUCCCUGUGUAAUUGGUUUUUUGCAGUAUUUAAUGAAUGACUUUGUGCCUUGAUUCAAUAACUCAGAUGGGUGAUGAUGGCAUAUAUCACUGUGUUAUGUAUUAGUGUGUUUUUUAACACUAAGACUGUUUGGUUUGGUUCUUUAACUUAUUGCAAAUUGUGCCCUACAGGACUUGGUCUAACCGGAAUGGUUUCAAUAAAUCCUCUUUUGCAUUGUU
Molecule: messenger RNA, 8746 nt
Organism: Chroicocephalus ridibundus (black-headed gull)
Lineage: Eukaryota; Metazoa; Chordata; Aves; Charadriiformes; Laridae
Gene: FAM234A
Product: family with sequence similarity 234 member A
Exons: 11
Coding region: 4396-6054 (552 amino acids)
Cellular component (GO): cell surface
Molecular function (GO): protein binding
Source: RefSeq, a predicted model, not a curated record